Molecule: messenger RNA, 10296 nt
Organism: Euleptes europaea (tarantolino)
Lineage: Eukaryota; Metazoa; Chordata; Lepidosauria; Squamata; Sphaerodactylidae
Gene: COL6A3
Product: collagen type VI alpha 3 chain
Exons: 46
Coding region: 1-9594 (3197 amino acids)
Molecular function (GO): protein binding; serine-type endopeptidase inhibitor activity
Source: RefSeq, a predicted model, not a curated record
AUGUGGAAACAUCGACAUUUACCCUUUGCAGCAAUCUUUUGUCUUUUACUCUCAGGCUGUUAUAUAGCUGAAGCCCAGGCACCCGAUGUCAAAAUCGGUGCCGCUGCUGAUAUAAUAUUUCUAGUGGAUUCCUCUUGGAGCAUUGGAAACGAACAUUUCCAACUUGUUCGAGAGUUUCUGUAUGAUGUUGUAAAACAAUUAGAUGUGGGUGAAAAUGAUUUUCGGUUUGGUCUGGUCCAGUUCAGCGGAAACCCACAUACAGAGUUCCAGUUAAACACGUAUCACAGUAUGCAAGACAUCCUCUCCCAUAUUUCGCACAUGACCUAUAUGGGGGGAGGAACCAAGACCGGAGAAGGAUUAGAGUUCCUAAUUCGGAACCAUCUCACUAAAGUUGCCGGAAGCAGAGUGAGCGAUGGCGUCCCCCAGAUUAUCAUAGUCUUAACGGACGGACGAUCCCAGGAUGAUGUGGUCCUGCCAUCAUCUGUUCUUAAAUCUGCCGAUGUAAACAUGUUUGCCAUCGGAGUUCAGGAUGCAGUGGAAAGGGAAUUAAAGGAAAUAGCGAGCGAACCCCUUGAUACGCACCUGUUCAACCUAGAGAAUUUUGCUGCCCUGCACGGCAUUAUAGGAGACUUAGUGGCCAGUGUUCAUUCGUCUGUUACUCCAGAAAUGGCUGGAGCCAAUGGAGUGAUUAAAGACAUCACAGCACAAGAAUCUGCUGACAUUAUUUUCCUUAUUGAUGGAUCAAACAACGUCGGCCCUGUCACUUUUGCAGCCUUUCGUGAUUUUCUUGCAAAUUUUAUUGAAAGACUCUCAGUUGGAACUGAGCAGAUACAUGUUGGGGUGGUGACGUAUAGCGACCGACCCAGAACGGUGUUCACCUUGGACAGCCACGACCAAAAAGCUGAUGUUCUAGAUGCAAUGAAAGCCCUUAGUUUCCUUGGUGGUGAGGAAGCAAAUAUUGGGGAAGCGCUUGAGUACGUGGUGCAAAACCACUUCACUCGGUCAGGAGGCAGCAGGAUAGAGGAAGGGGUGCCCCAGGUUUUAGUGCUGAUAAGCGGCAGUGAGUCUAGCGAUGACAUCCGAGAGGGGGUCUUAGCCAUCAAAAGGGCGAACGUAUUCACAUUUUGCAUUGGGGUCGAGAAUGCUGACACUGUAGAGCUUCAGCACAUUGCUACUGACGGAAGCUUCGUAUUCACUGCCCUGGACACACGUAACCUUGAUGAACUUCAAGAACUCUUACUACCAAACAUUGCGGGAGUGGCCCAAAGAAUUAUAUUGUUAGAUGCCCCAACCAUUCUUACAGAAGUUAUGGAAGCCAAUCAGAAGGACAUAGUCUUCCUGAUAGAUGGCACAACAACACAGGGGAAUGCCCCUUUUAAUGGAAUCCGCGAGUUCCUUUCCAAAAUCAUCAACAGACUGGACGUUGGACCGGACAAGAUCCAAGUUUCGGUGGCGCAAUUUUCAGAUAACGUAAAACCAGAAAUCUUUUUCAGAACUCCCCAGGACAAAGCUGCCAUCGUUAGCAGCGUCAAGAAAAUGAGACCGCUUGGUGGCAAUGUACACAAUGCAGGUUUUGCACUAAGGUACGUUAAAGACCGCUUGUUCACGAGCGAUGAAGGAUGUAGGAUUGAUGAAGGUGUCCUGCCCAUGCUGGUCCUGAUUACUGGUGGUAAAUCCAGAGAUGAUGUCGCUCAACCAGCACAAGAAUUGAAAGGCAGAGGCAUCUUGGCUCUUGCCGUGGGAGCUCUGAAUGCCGAUCGCGCCGAACUGGAACAAGUUGCCUUCACGCCAAGCUUGGCAUUCACUGCCAGUGAUUUCCGCCAAGUUACCAUGCAGCCUAUUGUCCCUGACGUCCUGACGCAAAUACGGACCCUCUCUGGAACUCUUGUGGAAAAAACAACAACAACAGAAGUUCUGGCAAACAAAAGGGACAUCCUCUUUCUUUUGGAUGGAUCAGCCAACGUUGGAAAUGCCAACUUCCCGUUUGUCCGUGACUUUGUUGUGAGCCUAGUUAGGUUACUUCAGGUUGGAAUUGACGAUAUACGAAUCGGCCUAGUCCAAUUUAGCGAGAACCCUAAAACCGAAUUCUUUUUAAACACUUUCCUAACCAAGUCAGAGGUCCUUAAUCGCUUAAAUCAGCUGAGGCUCCAGGGGGGUUCAGUGUCGAACUAUGGCUCCGCGCUAGACUUCGUUCUUUCCAAUCAUUUCACUGAAGCCGGUGGGAGCAGGAUAGAUGAAAAUGUUCCUCAGGUGCUAGUCUUCCUUGUGGCGGGGCCAUCUGCCGACUCCUUCCGACAGGCCGCUAAUGCUUUAGCCCGCUCCGGAGUGCUGACAUUCUGCAUUGGUGUUAGGAAUGCCGUUCGGGCAGAUCUCCAACAGAUCGCAUUCAAUCCACAAAUGGUGUACUUUAAGGAUGAUUUCAGAUCUCUGGCAGCUUUACCGCAAGACAUGAUUAGGCCGCUAACGACAUACGUUAGUGGCGAGGUGGAAGAAGUCUCCAUCCCAAUUGCAGAAAGCAAGAAAGAUAUCUUAUUCUUGACUGAUGGCUCAAUAAACAUCCUGGGUCAGUUUCCUGUUGUUCGGGACUUUCUGGCCCGCAUUAUUUCGGACCUGGAUGUGGAGCCAGAAGGCGUCCGAGUCGCAGUGGCACAAUUUAGUGACAACGUACAAGUCGAGUUCAACUUUGAAGAAUUCCCCUCUAAGGCAGAAAGCGUUCAAAAAGUGAGAAAGAUGAAGACUAAACCAGGUCAACGGCUACUCAACAUUGGUGCUGCUUUAGAUUAUGCCUUGGGGAACAUCUUCGUGAGGAACGCCGGGAGCAGGAUUGAUGAAGGCGUGCCUCAGUUCCUGGUUCUCCUCGCUGCCGGAAGAUCAACUGACAGUGUGGACCGGGCAGCUAAUGCCCUGAAGCAAGCAAAUGUGAUCCCUUUCGUUAUCAAAGCCAAGGCUGCAGAUGCCGCAGAAUUAGAAAAGAUAGUUUUUGACCCUCAGUUCAUUCUAAAUGCCGAUUCCCUGUCGAAAAUUGGAGACGUUCAACCUAGAAUAGUCAAUCUACUGAAAACCAUUGAACUUGCACCAAGAGUGGUUGAUGAUCAGAAGAAGGACGUUGUGUUUCUGAUAGAUGGCUCAGAUCGCAUCAGAAGUAGUUUCCCUACACUGAAGUCCUUUGUGGAAAAUGUGGUUCAAAACCUGAAUGUCGGCCCUGACGAUGUUCGGGUUGCUGUGGCCCAAUACAGCAACGUUCCCAAAGUGGAGUUCCUCCUGAGCGCUCAUCCAGACAAGAAUGCUGUGAUCAGCGCGGUCCGGCGCUUGUCCCCCAUGGGAGGCUCACCGCUUAACACAGGGGCCGCUCUUAACUUCCUUCUGCGCAACGUGUUCAUCAGCCAGGGUGGGAGCAGGGUGGCCGAAGGCGUCCCCCAGUUCUUGAUCUUGGUGACAGCAGACAAGUCUAGAGAUGAUGUCAGAAGGCCCGCUGCGGCUCUGAAGAGCAGCGGGGCCGUCCCUUUUGGCAUCGGCGUUGGGAAUGCCGACAUCACCGAGCUGCGGACCAUUUCUUUUAUCCCUGAGCUUGCGAUCCUCGUUCCUGACGUCAGACAACUCAGCAACAUUCAGCAGCAAAUUUCACAAAAAGUGGUUCAGUUGACCAGGGAAGAAAUAGAAAAAUUGGAACCCGUUGUGCUACCGCCAACUACAGGUGAAGAGAAGUUCCAAAAUUGCUUUUUGCCGCCACCGGGGAUGGAUGGCAAAAGAGAUAUCGUAUUCCUCAUUGACGGCUCCCAGUCUGCAAUUCCCGAGUUUCCUUCCGUUCGUGAAUUUAUCGAGAGGCUCGUGACUAACCUGAACGUAGAUGCUGAUGCCACUCGGGUGGCUGUGAUUCAGUUCAGCGAGGAUCCCAGGGUUGACUUCCUGCUGAACGCUCACUCCAGCAAAAACGAGGUGCAGAAUGCUGUGAGGGGGCUCAGACCCAAAGGAGGGAGACAGGUGAACGUCGGCUCCGCCCUAGAGUUCGUGUCGAGAAACAUAUUUACAAGGCCGUCGGGAAGCCGCAUAGAAGAGGGAGCGCCGCAGUUUUUAAUUCUCCUCUUUUCUCGCCCGUCUGAUGACGACGUAGAGGACGCUGCACUCCAAGUCAAACAAGUUGGAGUGGCACCACUGGCUGUUGCAAAAGAUGUGGAUACCCAGGAACUGGUGAAAAUAGCUCUGAGUCCUGAGUAUGUGUUCCAAGUGUCAACAUACCAGGAUCUGCCUAGUUUGGAACAGACGCUGCUGACCCCUAUUACAACACUCACUACACAGGAGAUACACAGACUUAUAGGUGAUACACGUCACCCUCCCCCUGCAGUUUUUGACAGUGACGCCAAGGACAUUGUCUUCCUUAUUGACAGUUCUACCGGUGUCGGGUCCGGCAGCAUCGCCCACAUUCGAGAUUUCAUUCUGCGGUUUAUCACGCAGUUGGAUGUUGGUGAACGCAAAGUGAGGGUUGGUUUGGUCCAGUUCAGCAACGAUGUGUUCCCUGAAUUAUAUUUAAGAGACUGCAAAUCCAAAAGUGAUGCGGUUACUGCUACCCGCCGCUUACGGUUCAGAGGAGGAGCUCCUUUGAAUGUUGGGAAAGCGUUGGAUUAUGUUGCAAAGAACAUCUUUGUUAAGUCGGCAGGAAGCAGACGAGAAGACGGAGUCCCGCAGCAUUUGGUUCUCCUUCUUGGAGGGAGAUCCCAAGACGACAUCAGCAGGCCGUCCAGUGCGUUGCAGGUGUCUGGAAUUAAAAGUCUGGGCGUAGGAGCAAGAAAUGCAGAUAGUGCUGAGCUACAAAGGAUUACCGGCGCUCCCAGGAGUACAUUUGUCAUCAAAGAGUUUACAGAACUCCCAGCAGUAGAGAGGAAGAUCUAUGCAUCAUUUCAGCAACUUCCAGAGCCACCAACGGAACCAGACAUUCCACCCCCCAUGCAGAAUGGUAAAAAACAAGCCGACAUUGUGUUUUUGCUGGAUAGCUCCAUUAACUUUGGAAGGAACAAUUUCCAAGAAGUUACUGACUUCGUAUCGGGCUUAGUCGACGCUAUUUAUGACGAAGGGGAUUCCAUCCAGGUUGGCUUAAUCCAGUACAACUCAGACGUGGAUGACGAAUUCUUCCUGAAAGACUUCUCCAACAAAGAGCAGAUCAUAGAUGCGAUCGAAAAAGUGGCCUACAAAGGGGGCAGAGUCUCCAAUGCCGGAGCUGCCAUCAAGCACGCCCAAGCAAAGCACUUUGUGAAGGAGGCCGGGAGCCGGGCCGAGCAGAAGGUCCCUCAGAUUGCUUUCCUCAUCACAGGAGGCAGGCCGGACGAUGAUGCGCAAGCAGCUGCCUCAGCGCUGUCGCGGACAGGCGCCAAGGUGUUUGCGGUCGGGGUGAGGAACAUCGACCAGGGGGAAGUUGCCCUGCUCUCCACGGACUCCACCACGGCGUUCAGGUCUCCGACGACUGCUGGCCUCUCUGAGUUGAACGAGGCCGUCUUGGUGACGAUGGCUGACGUCAUGAGAAAGCAGCUGUGCACAGUCGUGGGGGAAGUCUCCAGAGAUUGCAAUCUGGACAUUAUAAUUGGAUUUGAUGUCACAGAUGUUGGACCGCGGCAAAGUAUAUUCACGGUGCAGAGGGUUCUUGAAUCAAAGGUUGAGGACAUUCUAAACAGGAUUAUUCAAAUACAGAGAAUUAGUUGCACUCCCAAUCAGAACCCUUCAGUACGGGUGGCUGUUAUGGCGCAGACUCGCUCUGGAGUAGUGGAAGCGUUUGACUUUUCCGAGUAUCAGCCAGAGUUGUUUGAAAAGUUCCAAGCCUUGAACACUGGGGGUCCAUAUGUUCUAACUGCUGAGACUCUCAGAUCUUAUCAGAAUAAGUUUGCAACAGCUCCCACUGGAAGUGUGAAGGUGGUGAUACACUUGACUGAUGGCAUUGACGGCUCUAAGGAAGAGUUACAGGCUGCGUCGGCUGCUCUAAAGAGAGAAGGGGUCAAGGCUUUCAUGCUUGUUGGGCUGGAGCGAGUACCAAACUUUGAGGAUGUGAUGAAGCUGGAGUUUGGACGUGGCUUUACUUAUAACCGGCCUCUUCUAGUUAAUGACAUGGCUUUGCAGUUUGAAUUGGCAGAGCAACUGGACAACGUUGCAGAAAGAGCGUGCUGUGGGGUUCCAUGCAAAUGUUCUGGACAGUGGGGGGACAGGGGAUUGCCAGGUACCGCUGGACCAAAGGGCGUCACAGGAGAAGAUGGCUACAGAGGCUAUCCGGGAGAUGAAGGUGGACCGGGAGACCGUGGACCUCUGGGGAUCAACGGAACUCAGGGAUUUCAAGGUUGUCCUGGUGAAAGAGGAACGAAGGGCAAUCGUGGAUUCCCAGGUGAAAAGGGUGAAUUGGGAGAGAUUGGUCUGGAUGGAAUCGAUGGGGAAGAAGGAGACAGAGGCCAUCCAGGUUCUCCUGGGGAGAGAGGAAGCCCUGGAAGAAGGGGUGACAAAGGAGGCAAAGGAGAACAAGGAGAACGGGGAGACCGUGGACUGCGAGGAAACUCGGGUGCACAAGGAGGGAAUAGCACUCAAAGAGGACCCAGAGGCCAGAAGGGUGAACUUGGACCAAUGGGAGACCCUGGAGCAGACGGACCAGCAGGUCCCCCAGGAGGACCUGGAAGAAAUGGAGGACAGGGCAGAAGAGGACCCCCUGGUAUCAAAGGAAACAGAGGUCCUCCGGGACCAACAGGGACAGUAGGAGAACAAGGUACCAGAGGGCCACAGGGGCCACCUGGCCAGGCCGGAACUCCAGGUCUUCGAGGAGAGCAAGGCAUCCCUGGUCCAAGGGGUGGAGGAGGUCCCCCUGGGGCUCCAGGAGAACGUGGCAGGCUUGGUCCGCUUGGCAGAAAGGGUGAGCCUGGUGAUGCUGGUUUGAAGGGGCCCACCGGUCCUGUUGGGCCACGAGGAGAGACGGGAGACGAUGGGCGUGACGGCGUAGGCAGGGCGGGAACUAAAGGCAGACGGGGAGAACCAGGGUUUCCAGGCUAUCCAGGGCCGAAGGGAACAUUUGGAGAUCGAGGUGGAGUUGGCGAUCCUGGCCCCAAAGGAAACAGAGGUCACAGGGGGACCCCUGGAGAGCCUGGCCCACUAGGUCAAAAAGGAGAAAGAGGAUAUGGAGGACCUGCUGGACAUAAAGGUGACAGAGGAGAAUCAAGAGACCAAUGUGCCCUUGUGCGCAACAUCAAAGACAAAUGCCCUUGCUGCUAUGGUCCAAGGGAAUGCCCGCUUUAUCCAACAGAAUUGGCCUUUGCAAUAGAUACUUCUUCUGGCGUCAGUGGAGAUGUUUUCAACAGAAUGAGGCAAGCGGUGUUGUCGAUCGUGAACGACCUCACCAUUGCCGAGAGCAACUGCCCUCGUGGCGCCCGCGUUGCCUUGGUGACAUACAAUAGCGAGGUCACCACGGAGAUGCGUUUCGCUGACACCCGCAAGAAAGCCAAUCUCCUGAAGCAGAUCGGGGCCCUCCGAGCCAUACAGACGACCAAGCAGCGAAGCUUGGAGACGGCCAUGUCCUUUGUUGCCAGGAACACCUUCAAGCGUGCACGCAGCGGCUUCCUCAUGAGGAAGGUGGCGGUCUUCUUCAGCAAUGGGCCCACGAGAGCAUCGCCGCAACUCAACGACGCCAUGCUGAAGCUCUACGAUGCGGGGGUCGUGCCCGUGUUCCUCACGAGCAGAGACGACCGAGCCCUUGCCAACGCACUGCAGAUCAACAACUCUAUAGGCGGCCAGGUGAUCACAUUUUCUGGUGGUGCAGAUCAAAUUAACCAAACUAUUAGGAGAGUAAUAACAUGUCAUAUUUGCCUGGAUGUAUGUGAUCCCGAUCCUGGCUGCGGCCCACAAAGGCCCAACUUUAGCAGAGACCGACGGGCGGCUCCAACGGAUGUCGACAUCGACGUGGCUUUCAUCCUGGACAGCUCGGAGAGCACCACCCCUCUGCAGUUCAGAGAGAUGACAAAGUACAUCGCCUACGUAGUCAGCCAGCUGGAGACGAGUGCGGACCCGAAGUCCUCCCUGCACCACGCCCGGGUCGCAGUCGUCCAGCAUGCUCCUUAUGAAUACAUUUCCAAUUCAAGUACAUCCCCCAUCAAAGUCGAGGUGUCCCUAACAGAGUACAGCUCCAAAGACAAACUGAUGGACUUCAUCGGCAACCAGAUGGCACAGCUGCGGGGCACCAGGGCUGUGGCAAGCGCCGUCGAACAUACCGUGAGGCUCAUUUUUGAGCAGGCGCCCAAUCCCCGGGACCUCAAAGUCAUUGUAUUGAUGAUAACAGGAGAGGUGAAAAACCAGGAGCUGGAGCGCCUUCAGAGAGUGGUCAUGGAAGUGAAAUGCAAAGGGUACUUCUUUGUCAUCCUCGGCGUUGGCAGGCAAGUGAACGUCCGGAGCAUCUACAGCUUGGCCAGUGAGCCUAACGACGUUUUCUUCAAAUACGCAGACAAGCCCUCGGAGUUCCACGAAGAGCCUCUGCUGCGCUUUGGAAACCUCUUGCCGUCCUUCAUCAGCAGUGAAAAUGCCUUUUACCUCUCUCCAGAUGUCAGAAAACAAUGUGAUUGGUUCCAGGGUGACCAACCAGUUAAAAAAAUUGUCCCGAAACCAGUAAACAUUCCAAACAAUGUUACUGCUGCACCCACUACAACAAAACCAACGACAAAGCCAACGACAAAGCCAACAACAACAAAACCAACCACAACACCAACUACAACAAAACCAACGACAACGCCAGCUACAACAAAACCAACAACGACAACAAAAAAAAUGGAAGUAACUCAGUCACUUCUUUUUCUUGCAGUGGUAAAGCAUGUGGGUGAAGUCCAGGUCACGGAUAUCACCGAAAACAGCGCUAAGCUGCACUGGAUGGACCCUGAGCCUCAACACACUUCCAUCUAUGAUGUCACCAUCACCUUGGCACAUGACCACUCUUUAGUUCUGAAGCUCAACUUAACUGGCACUGAACGAGUCAUUGGCGGCCUUGGGAGUGGACAGAAGUACCACGUCCUGGUCACAGGCUACCGCAAUGCACAGGCCAAAGUGACCUUCACAGGAACAUUUAGCACAAAGGUCAUGACCUUGCCCAAGGUGCCUUCCCCUGCAGUAGCCCAACUGAUGUUGAACACUGAGCCACUGGAAGAGCCGAAAACAGAUCCUUGCUUGCUGGACCUUGACAUGGGGACACAGUGCAAGGAGUAUCAGGUUAAGUGGUUCUUUGACUACAAAAACAAGAUCUGCACCCAGGUUUGGUAUGGUGGGUGUGGCGGUAACGCCAAUAGAUUUGAGACUGAAGCUGACUGCGUUAGCAGAUGCUUGAAGCCAUCAGAGGAGAAAAGCAUACCGCUUCCUGUCCUUGAGAAAAGUCACCUGUCAGACACGGAUAUUUGCAGCAUGAAAAAAGAAGAAGGGACCUGCAGGAAGUUUAUCCUAAAAUGGUACUUUGACCUAGAAACAAGAAGCUGUGCUAGAUUCUGGUACGGGGGCUGUGGUGGAAAUGACAACAGAUUUAACACGCAGGCAGAAUGUGAAGCCCUCUGCCUUUCAGCUCGGGUCAAUUCUGGCAUUAUGACAACAAUAGGAACUUAAACAACAGUGGAACAUCAACACAUACCUCUAAGAGAACCAGGAGUCAGCCAUCGCCAACAUAGCCCUCAUAGAAGCUAAGGGUGUAGACUACCUUGCACUGUGCUAUUUCAUGCUUUAUGUUCCAUGCAAACCUUGAAGAAAGAGUUUUGCUGCACGACUUUUAUCAAUAUGGUGCUAAAUCGUGGACUGAACGCUAAACAUGCCGGGGAAUAUAAUCUAUACUUUCAACAUUACAUAAUAUUUACCCACCACAGAUCUAUUUUGUUUGAACAAUUUGCAGUUUCUUUUUUUGGAUUCCGGCAUUAUGCCUAAAUCUUGGGCAAUGUAAAAAUUAGAAAAUAAGAGGGGUGGGGUGGGAAAUCACUUCGACUGUCAUGUACUUGCUUUUUUGAUUUCCACAACUGAGCAUAACUUUAGAUGGAAAGCCUUAUGUAAAAGGGAGUAGCCAGUUCUCAAAUACAAGCAGUUUAACUUUUCAUGCUGCCUUCACUCUUACUGGAUUAUGCAUUUUGGUAACUCUUUUUUCAUAUGUGAUCAAUCAAACUAGGAAAAAAUGCAAUCUUCCUUAAUACGGAUGCACUACUGGGACCAACGACUGAAUUAAAGAAUUUUAAAAACUUGGUGUAGAAUGUUUUUGGCAAUCCUCUAUUGUUGUGUGUGUUAUAUAUAUAUUUUUGCAGGGGUGGGGGUUCUAUUUUUAUU